AUGAAUGGUGCAGAAGAGGGUGGGCUAAAGGCAUCGAAAUCGUCUCCUAAACGCCAGAAGAAAAAGAUCUCACUUCAAGAUGAUUUCUUUGCUCAUUCAGAUGAGCCAAAGUUGAAACGUAAGAAGUAUAAAAGCAAACAUAUUCAAGAGGCAUUCAAUAAGAUCAAAUCUGAUGAUGGAGUUUUGACUUCAAAUUUGAAUAUGAGCUCCAGCCAAGUUUCUAAUUCAGUCCCUGCAACGACUCAUGAAGAUGGAGACGAUAAUGGAGGUUUGGAGGACAUUAAAGCUGGCUCGUGUGAAUACGACAAUAAUAACGGAAUAGCCGUUCAUAAUAGUGAUGAUGAUGAUGACGAUGAUGUUCUAUUGGAAGUGAGCUCUGAAGAAUCAGAUAUAGAGCAAUUCUUAAGAUCAACAUCAAUGGAAAUCGGUGAUAAAGAUGGGUAUGAUUUCUCGUACAAGAAGGAAAAGAAAAGAAAAUAUGUUAUCCAUGUUAAGAGUAAACUCGCCAUUCCUCAAGGAGCUCCUCCUGGAAGCCCAACAGAAGCAAAGUUUCUGGUUAAUGGAACAAAAUUGUUUGAUAGAAUUCUAGAAUUGAUAAUCUUACAUUUUAAUAGCAUGUACCAAAUGGCGGACUCCAAUGAACGAUUGCGAGCGGAACAAGCCGUUUUGGUUUGGGUCAAUGGUCGAAUGGAAGUGAAACCUUUCUUUAAGCCAUCAACACUUAGAAUUCCACUUCCAAGUGAUGUGGUAGAUUAUGAGGAUCCUCUGAAGUUUCCUACUACUGAAUUUCAAUGUCUACUUAUACCGACAACCCAUACGAAGGAUUUCUUAGAAGUUUAUCCUGAAUUCAAUAAUGGACUAUUGUAUAGAGUUCGCGAUGAUGAAGAUGAGCUUUAUAUUGGUGCUGGUAAUCAGCAGAAUAAUACUCGUGGAAAGGAUGUGGAUGAGGACGAUGAUGAUAUUGAAAUAUUGGAAGUCGUAGAAGGGAUACUACCAGAAUCAAUACCACAAGAUACACCGCAAGUUUUCGUUAUUGGCUUGAAAGGGGCAGAUAACAAAAGAAUAGAAUGUCAAGUGUCGAAAUCAACAUCAUUUAAAAGCAUUUUAGAUCACUACAUUAAGGUAAAACAAUUACAAAAUAUUGACUAUUCAAAAGUUAAAAUGAUAUUUGACGAUGAACAAAUACAUUUAGACACCCUUGUGGAAGAAACAGAAUUAGAAGAAGAUUUUGAGGUACAAAUAGUCCUAUAA
Molecule: messenger RNA, 1251 nt
Organism: Lizanozyma spartinae
Lineage: Eukaryota; Fungi; Ascomycota; Pichiomycetes; Serinales; Debaryomycetaceae
Exons: 1
Coding region: 1-1251 (416 amino acids)
Source: RefSeq, a predicted model, not a curated record